GACACCCCGCACUCGGAGAGCAGUGAACACUGCGUAGGAACCCUAUGAAGCGGAACGCAGCGUGGUUCGUGGUCGAUAAUACUUCCGGUGGCGAUGCACUUCCGCUUGUGACAGGAGUGAGCCGUUGGACGGGAGUGGGUGAAUGGUGAGGUGCGAUGCCCUUGGAGGUCACAUGGCCAUUUCCACAAUGCCCCCGCCUGGGCUGGAGGAUAUCCAGCCGAGUGAUCACGGGCAUGGUGGGCUCGUACAGUUACCUGUGGACAAAGUAUUUCAACUCUCUAAUGGUGCAUAACCAGGAGGUUUUGUUGAAGCUGGUGGACGAGCGUCCCCGGGGUACCCCUCUCAUCACCGUGUCCAACCACCAGUCCUGUAUGGAUGACCCGCACAUGUGGGGAGUCCUGAAGCUCCGGCAGCUCUGGGCCUUUCACAGAAUGAGAUGGACUCCUGUUGCCUCAGAUAUCUGUUUUACCAAGGAGAUUUACUCCAGGUUCUUCAGCAGAGGCAAGUGUGUGCCUGUGGUUAGAGGAGAUGGGGUGUAUCAGAAAGGAAUGGAUUUUCUCCUGGACAGACUGAAUCAUGGCGAUUGGGUGCACAUAUUUCCAGAAGGUCGAGUCAACAUGAAUGGGGAGUUCAUAAGGCUGAAGUGGGGAAUUGGACGUUUGAUAGCCGAGUGCUCUCUUCACCCAAUCAUUUUACCCAUGUGGCAUAUAGGUAUGAACGAUGUCCUGCCUAAUAAAACUCCAUACAUCCCUCGAGUCGGACAGAGAGUAACUGUCCUGGUGGGACAACCGUUCUCUGUCAAAGACCUGGUGAACACCCUGAAAGCAGAAAACCCCAGCCCGAUGGAAAUGCGGAAAGCAGUGACAGACUUCAUUCAGGAAGAAUUCUGCAAUUUGAAAGGCCAAGCCGAGGCUCUUCACCGUAGGACGAGCAAGAGCUGUGCGUAAGACCACAUCAGACACGCCUUGAGGAACCUGUUGUCUCCCCAUGAUCUUAACACGGGUGGAUGGCUGGACCUGAGGGGAUAUCCUUAUACUUACAAAUGAUCAGAGAGGAGUGAUUAUCCUUUUGUGACAGUGAAAAUCUUCAGGACUGUUUGUCUGAUGCAUGCUACUGUAGUUUUCUACACAAAUUUCUACACAAUAUGAUGCGUUUUCAUUUGAACAGCGCACCCAGGACGAUAAAUGGCUUUUACUUAUAAAAAAAUUGAAUGAUUUCUUUGACCUAUGUCUAUUUUAAGUAUUUUCAUUUGUCGUGACCUGUAUGUCACAGUUUCCUUUGCAAGACUAACUGUGUGACACUUUGUGCAGAUUCACUGCAUUCAAAUAGUAAAGUGGUAAUCAGAGAAUAGUUCUGCACACGUGGUCAUUGAGUUUCUUUUCUUAUAGAGUUUUAGGUCUUCUUUGAGCAACUCAUCCAGGGUUUGUGUGAGCUCUUAGUUGACUUUUACAGUCCCGAAGAACCGGAUUAAAAGUUGACGACCAAAGUUUUGCUUCAAGCACUGAUGCCAAAUAUCUCUUCUAUCUGGAUCUUUGUUGUUGUCAUAGUCAUAUCAUCAUAGUGCCCACUGAAAUGAAUCCCUUGCCAUUUUUACCGGGAAUGAAGGAAAUUGUUUUAAAUGUUGUCAAACCAGAGACUGUUGAAUGAAAUUCUGUUGUUUAUACCAGUUGACUUUCCUUGGAUUGUCAAACUUGUAUUUAAUGUGUCAUGAAUUCACAUGAUUUAGAAAAAUUAUGAAACAUGUUUUUGCUCCUGUUGUUUUUUGUUUAAAACAAAAUAAUUUUUUCAAAAAUAAACUUUGCAGAUCUGUUUA
Messenger RNA from Triplophysa dalaica, 1813 nucleotides. RefSeq names its product tafazzin, phospholipid-lysophospholipid transacylase (gene tafazzin). The coding region runs from base 156 to 947 and encodes 263 amino acids. Gene Ontology annotation, cellular component: mitochondrial membrane. Gene Ontology annotation, molecular function: 1-acylglycerophosphocholine O-acyltransferase activity. Gene Ontology annotation, biological process: cardiolipin acyl-chain remodeling; inner mitochondrial membrane organization. The record is from RefSeq and is a predicted model, not a curated record. NCBI's taxonomy places the organism in Eukaryota, Metazoa, Chordata, Actinopteri, Cypriniformes, Nemacheilidae. The transcript has 11 exons.